This is a messenger RNA of Annulohypoxylon truncatum, 1582 nucleotides long. RefSeq names its product PR-1-like protein. Gene Ontology annotation, cellular component: extracellular region. The record is from RefSeq and is a predicted model, not a curated record. Bases 597 to 1412 code for a protein of 271 amino acids. The transcript has 2 exons. NCBI's taxonomy places the organism in Eukaryota, Fungi, Ascomycota, Sordariomycetes, Xylariales, Hypoxylaceae.
UAUAUUUUACUAAAUCUAACUUGCCUCGUAAUUAAUAAUUAUCUCAUCGAAGAAGAAAUAUAUGAGUUCUCAUUUCACCAAACAGGACUUUAGGGACAGCCAAACCCCUUGCAGCAGUUGACCCCUUGUAUUCCAAGGAAUCUGACCAUUUCACAUAUUCGCGCCGCGGAGGGUCCAGAAUGAGGCCCCGACUUCGUACUUUAGCCGCCCAUGAAGCUGGAAUAGUUAUCGAGAUCUGCGAGAUGUGGUGUAAGUAAGACUGGUAAGCAGGCCGCCACUCAGGUCACUCAGGUUGGUUCAGCUUCGUUUGUUCUUUCUUAAAGACCAUGUGAAAGCCCUUUAUAAAUCACCAAGCUAUUAUUACCUUGUUACAUUCAGCGAGAAGUCAUUAUUGUAUACAAUCAACUAUAUCUGUAUGCCUACCACUCCUACGGUACCUGUAGUCACCUAUCGACCUUUUCUUAGACCUUUUCAGUGAAACAGAAUUCAAUUCGUAGAGCGCUGGUUGCUCUUAUAACAGUCUUAAGCGUAUAGUUGCUGGACGUUCAACUUUUCCUCUUUCUUAUAUACAGGACUCAAAGUCCUCAACCAUCUCGAUGGUAGCCUCAAUCCCAACCCUACCAUUCUCAGCCCUAUCCCACUCAGGCUCCAGAAUAAUAUCCCUUCUCUCAUCCUUCCUCAUCCUCCCCCAUCUAGCCACCAGCCAAUCCGUAUACACCACAAUCGUAGUAACCGUCGCGCCGCCCAUCCCCAGCGACGCGCCCUCCUUCACCGACCACGACACAUUCACCUCCGCCAUCCUCAACAGCACGAACUUCUACCGCACCACCUACAACGCCUCCAACGUGCGGUGGAACUCGACCCUCGAAUCAUUCGCCUCGUCCUACCUCUCCGCGCACGCAUCUUCCAAACUAAAACUCAAGCGCGACAACGACAAUAGCAACGACCGAAGUAAUAUCGCCAACGCCAGCACCCCUGCAGAGCUAGAAAUCAGAGACGACAAAACCUGCCACAUGGCCCACAGCGGCGGCCCCUACGGCGAGAACCUCGCGAUCGGGUGCUCGGACGCGGCGUCCUGCGUCGACAUGUGGGGGUCCGAGGUGUCCUCCUACGACUACGCCGACCCGGGCUUCGGCGAGUCGACGGGUCACUUCACGCAGCUGGUGUGGCGCGACACGACGGACGUCGGGUGCGGCGCCGUCCUGUGCGCGGGAAACGGGGGCUGGUACCUCGCGUGCGAGUACUGGCCGCGCGGGAACAUUAUUGGCGAUUUCAAGGACGAGGUUGGGGAGAAGGUUAGUGGGGCGCCGCCGGCUGGGUUGGGGGGAGGUGUAAGGAGGAGGGGGGGAUGGGGUGUGGUUGAGGGGGUGGUGGUUUUGGCGACGGGGUUGGCGUGGUGGGGGUUGGUGUGAUUUAUAUGUGUGUUAGGGGCGUGAGAUGGAAUAUUGUUGUAAAAAUGGGAUGUUUUGGCGAUAUAAUGAGACACGAUGUAUGAUUCUAUAUACUGACAUAUGACUUGGGGUGGAAUUGUACAAAUAGGGGGGCUGACUUUGAAUGGAAGGGGAUUGGGGAUUGGGAAUUG